GGUGAGCGACUGAGUCCUGUCUCAAAUGAUGGGAUGUGGAUUAAUACCGUCUGUGUUUAAUUAUUGAGACCGCUCUAAUUAUGAAAACUACUGCUAGAAAUUAAAUGGUACACACAAAUCUAGGUUUUUAUUUAAUCUUUUGCAUAUUUGGUAGAUUUGACAGUAACCAGUUCUUAUCGUACUGACUCUUAAAUUCUCGCUGAACCUCAUCUACAGCAAGUUACUGUAAUAGACCUUCAACAUGCUGACGAGACUUUUCCGAAUCCACGGCCAAUUCGUGGCCUCCCAUCCCUGGGAAGUAAUUGUGGCUACUGUGACCCUCACAAUCUGCAUGAUGUCUAUGAAUAUGUUUACUGGCAAUAACCAGAUAUGUGGCUGGAACUUUGACUGCCCGAAAUUGGAGGAGCAAAUUCUAAGCAGCGAUAUCAUCAUCCUGACAAUCACAAGAUGCAUUGCAAUAGUAUAUAUUUACUUUCAAUUCCAAAAUCUUCGGCAAUUAGGAUCCAAAUAUAUAUUGGGCAUUGCAGGACUUUUUACAAUUUUCUCCAGUUUUGUGUUCAGCACGGUUGUGAUUCACUUCCUGGACAAGGAGCUGACAGGCCUCAAUGAGGCAUUGCCAUUCUUUCUGCUAUUGAUUGACCUCUCCAAAGCAUGUGCUCUGGCCAAAUUCGCUUUGAGUUCAAACUCACAGGAUGAGGUGAGAGAGAAUAUUGCCAAAGGAAUGUCUGUCUUGGGGCCCACUUUUACUCUUGAUGCCCUUGUAGAGUGCCUGGUGAUUGGCGUUGGUACAAUGUCAGGUGUCCGUCAGCUUGAGAUUAUGUGCUGCUUUGGUUGCAUGUCUGUCCUGGCCAACUACUUUGUGUUCAUGACUUUCUUCCCUGCCUGUGUCUCUCUUGUGCUGGAGUUGUCCAGAGAGAGCAGAGAGGGACGGCCUAUCUGGCAGCUGAGUCACUUUGCUAGAGUUCUGGAGGAAGAAGAGGACAACAAGCCUAACCCUGUCACACAAAGGGUCAAAAUGAUUAUGUCUCUUGGCCUGGUUAUGGUUCACGCCCAUAGUCGGUGGAUUGCUGAUCCAGUGUCAAGUAACAGCACUCUUGAUAUUGCACAAGUUGGAGUGAGCCUGAAUGACAAUAUGCCCAAGAGGAUUGAGCCAGACAUGCCCCUGUGGCAUUUUUAUCUGUCCAGGAUGAUCAGUAUGGACAUCGAGCAGGUGAUCACAUUGGGCCUCGCUCUGUUUCUGGCCGUCAAGUACAUUUUCUUUGAGCAGGUGGAGAUGGAGUCUACUCUGUCCUUGAAAGUCCCUACUCCAGGCUCAAUGUUGGCUCAGAAAUGGUCUCCUGACCAGUGCUGCAGAAAGGAGUCUCCCUAUUCCAGCAAGCCUGAAAAAACCCCAACUCCCCCUCCUGUUGUUACCAAAGAGGAACGAGGUAUUCCUUCUUUCUUUUCUUUUUCAUUUUUGUGUUCAUUCCCUACAAAUCCAACAUGUUUUAUUGGAAUCUGUCUUUUCUCUCUUUCAGAUUUAGUGAUUCGACCCCUGCCUGCCACAAAAGAGCCUGAACAUAAAAGCACUUUCUUAGUGGGAGAAGAUGAAACUCAGGAAAACAGAGAGGUUUUGGAGUCUAUGAUCAACGUACCUGCUGAACCCAGACCUGUGGAAGACUGUCUUUCCAUUUUGAAAAACCCAGAUAUGGGGGCUCGGUACCUCAGUGAUGAAGAGGUGAUUGUGUUGGUAAACUCAAAGCACAUUCCUUCUUACAAACUGGAGGCCAUGAUGGAAACCCCUGAGAGGGGGGUAAUUAUCCGUAGAAAAAUGCUCAUGCCCAAACUCCCGGAGGCCUCAGCUCUCUCCUGCCUGCCCUAUAAAUACUACGACUACUCAAAGGUGAUUGGAACAUGUUGCGAGAAUGUUAUCGGUUACAUGCCAGUUCCUGUGGGCGUUGCUGGUCCACUGUUUUUGGACGGAAAGCAGUUUCAGGUCCCCAUGGCAACAACUGAAGGCUGCCUAGUUGCCAGCACAAAUAGAGGCUGCAGAGCUAUAGCUAUGGCCGGUGGUGCCAGUAGCCGUGUUCUUGCAGAUGGAAUGACCAGAGGGCCGGUGGUGCGUUUGCCUUCUGCGUGUCAUGCAGCUGAAGUCAAGGCCUGGCUGGAGAGCCCUGAGGGCUUCAAGUGCAUCAAAGAGGCCUUUGACCAGACUAGCAGGUUUGCACGACUAGAUAAGCUUUUGAUUGGUCUUGCAAGUCGCAACCUGUACAUUCGGUUCCAGUCCAGAACUGGAGAUGCAAUGGGGAUGAACAUGAUCUCAAAAGGCACAGAACAGGCUCUCGCCAGGGUAAAGGAGGAAUUUCCAGAUCUCCAAGUCUUGGCCGUUAGUGGAAACUAUUGCACUGAUAAGAAACCAGCCGCCAUAAACUGGAUUGAGGGCAGGGGCAAGUCUGUGGUGUGUGAAACCACCAUACCAGCCAAAGUUGUCAAAGAGGUUUUAAAGACGACAACUGCGGCUCUGGUAGAUGUAAACAUCAGUAAGAACUUGGUUGGAUCUGCUAUGGCCGGAAGCAUCGGGGGUUAUAAUGCUCAUGCUGCCAACAUCGUAACUGCUAUGUAUAUUGCAUGUGGACAGGACCCAGCUCAGACAGUGGGCAGCUCCAAUUGUAUGACUUUGAUGGAAGCCUCAGGCCCCACAGGAGAGGAUCUCUAUAUCAGCUGUACCAUGCCCUCCAUUGAGCUGGGCACUGUGGGAGGGGGCACUAACCUUUCUCCCCAGCAAGCUUGUUUACAGAUGUUAGGUGUUCUGGGUGCCUGCAAGGAGUGCCCGGGUGAGAAUGCCCGACAGCUUGCCAAGGUGGUGUGUGCUACUGUGCUUGCAGGGGAGCUCUCACUCAUGUCUGCACUUGCUGCUGGACACCUUGUUAAAAGUCACAUGACGCACAACAGAUCAAAAUUGAAUUUGCAAGAAGCUCCUGGAACAUGCACGAAGCAAGCAUCUUGAGACUGUUUGAAGAUGUAAAAGCACCAUAAAGCAAGAGGAUCUCCCCUUCAAGGGGCAAAUUAAUAUUAAUUUAGUUUAUUGUCCAGGACAACCAAGAAAUACAGAAUUAUGACUGUUCAUGGUUCCCCUGUUCUGCUAAAGAAGAACUUCAGGCAUGUUUUAAGGUGAAAUUGUUGAAAAUAAAAGACUGGAGCCAAGACCAGCUCUGUUCAAAAGUCAAGUAUUUUUUGGAGUAACAUUCCUGUUUAUUUUUUUUUUUUAAAGCCAAAUAUUGCAAAAGAGCAAACCUGAUCUUAGAGCUACGGCAAUACUUGCAUCUGACAUAACAUUGUAUAUCAUAAUCAGUGCAUUUCUUUACAUCUUUAAGGCCUGCUGGAAGUUAUAUAUUUUUCACCUCUAAUUAUUUAAUGAUGGCAAAGGAGAGUAUUUUUAUAUUUAUACAGCCAACUUGCUGGAAACAGCAACUAGAAACAGGGAAAAUGUAGUCUUCAUUGCACUUAUGAAAAUAAAUGGUUUAGGACAGUACCAAUACAGAGAGUUGUUUACAAUACUAUGAUUGGUACACAAGUAGAAUAUUACAGAACAAAAUUGCCAAAACAGCCCUAUGCAGUCAUCCCCAAGGUUCUUGUGUCAGAAUGAACAAUUGUAUUUUCCCAUGACACAGGAAUGAAUUGACAGUGACUUAUGUAACAUGUCUGAAAGGACUAAAUAUAUUUCAUAAAGGUGCUACGAUCUACCACGUCAUGUUUUAUUACACUUUUCAUUUAGAUAUUUCUUUUGUGUUGAAAGACCUGAGUUUAGGCAACAAUACACAACUUCAUGCAUUGUUCGGUUUUGCUGUUCAUGUCAUGGAAAAUAACUGAAUUCCUGUUUUUGUUUAGCCAUAAGGAAAUUGAAAGGACGCUAGCUAUAUUUAUCAAAGGCACAAUUCAAAUUAUUAGAUACAAAAUUAACAGCAAGUUUUGUACAAUAUAUAUAUUUUU
Xyrauchen texanus (razorback sucker) is the source of this 3969-nucleotide messenger RNA. RefSeq names its product 3-hydroxy-3-methylglutaryl-coenzyme A reductase-like. Bases 242 to 2986 code for a protein of 914 amino acids. NCBI's taxonomy places the organism in Eukaryota, Metazoa, Chordata, Actinopteri, Cypriniformes, Catostomidae. The transcript is spliced from 19 exons. Gene Ontology annotation, molecular function: NADP binding; hydroxymethylglutaryl-CoA reductase (NADPH) activity; protein binding. Gene Ontology annotation, cellular component: peroxisomal membrane; endoplasmic reticulum membrane. Gene Ontology annotation, biological process: sterol biosynthetic process; coenzyme A metabolic process; isoprenoid biosynthetic process. The record is from RefSeq and is a predicted model, not a curated record.